This is a messenger RNA of Musa acuminata AAA Group (dessert banana), 1651 nucleotides long. Its product is annotated as protein neprosin-like. The transcript is spliced from 7 exons. NCBI's taxonomy places the organism in Eukaryota, Viridiplantae, Streptophyta, Magnoliopsida, Zingiberales, Musaceae. The record is from RefSeq and is a predicted model, not a curated record. Bases 209 to 1429 code for a protein of 406 amino acids.
GAAGACAGUGAAAGUGAAAGCAAGCGGGGAGUGGAGAUUUGGGGAAGAAUGGCAUUACAAUGAUUCAUUUGAACCGCAUUGCGGAAGGAGUGACGGCAGUGAGGGGAUUGAGAUGGUGAUUAGAAGAAGGGAAGAGUAAGGAAAGGGGAGGGAGGGGAGUUCCUCUAUCGAUCUCAGGAGAAAGAAGAGAAGAGAAGGUUUGUGGAGGAUGGCAACGCGCUUGACGUUUAGCCUUCUCAUGGCGACGCUGGCGUUUCUCUGGUUAUCGUGCGGGAUGGCUGCAGCGAGGAAGCGGUUGGAGGUGCAGCGGCACCUCAAGCGUCUCAACAAGCCUCCCGUCAAGACCAUCACGAGCCCUGAUGGGGAUAUCAUAGACUGCGUGCAUGUCUCUCACCAGCCAGCCUUUGAUCACCCUUUCCUGAAAAACCAUACCGUGCAGAUGAGGCCUGCCUUCUACCCAGAACGCACUGCGAAAAAGGUGGAAUCACUCAAGAACAGCCCCUCCAUAGCUCAACUGUGGCAUCGUAACGGGAGGUGCCCCGAGAACACCGUCCCCGUUAGGAGGACGAAGAGGGACGAUCUGCUGAGAGCAAGCUCCGUGAAAAGAUACGGGAGGAAGAAGCAUAAGAGCAUCCCGAUGCCAUUGACUGUUGACUCUGACCUUCCGAACGAGAGUGGCCAUCAGCACGCAAUCGCUUAUGUAGAGGGGGACAGGUAUUAUGGAGCUAAAGCCACCAUAAAUGUGUGGAAGCCAAAGAUCCAGCAGACCAACGAGUUCAGUCUGUCCCAGCUGUGGAUUCUAGGCGGCUCUUUUGGCGAAGAUCUCAACAGCAUUGAAGCUGGUUGGCAGGUCAGUCCCGAUCUCUAUGGAGACAACAACACAAGGCUGUUUACUUAUUGGACUAGCGAUGCUUAUCAAGCAACAGGGUGCUACAACCUGCUCUGCGCAGGAUUCAUUCAGAUCAGCAACGAAAUCGCAAUGGGCGCCAGCAUCUUCCCCCUCUCCGACUACGGCGGUUCGCAGUACGAUAUCAGUAUACUUGUUUGGAAGGAUCCACAGGAGGGACACUGGUGGAUUCAGUUUGGCAACGACUACGUCUUGGGCUACUGGCCUUCGUUUCUGUUCUCCUACCUGACAGAGAGUGCGUCGAUGAUUCAGUGGGGAGGUGAGGUGGUGAACUCAGAGCUAGAGGGAGAGCACACCUCGACUGGGAUGGGCAGUGGCCAUUUCCCAGAGGAAGGCUUUGGCAAGGCAAGCUACUUCAGGAACAUUCAGAUAGUGGAUGGAUCCAACAAUCUGAGGGCACCCAAGGAGGUGGGCACGUUCACUGAGCAAUCCAGCUGCUAUGAUGUGCAGAAUGGCAAUAAUGAUGACUGGGGACAUUACAUUUAUUAUGGGGGUCCAGGUAGAAACACUGGUUGUCCAUAGAACUCUUUCUACCUCUUCUGCUAGGCGAGUGUGAAGUUACUUCCACCUGUAGAAGUCGGAGCAGAGGCGCUCAAGUUUCCUUGAAGAAUUCAUGUACCUAUUUGCUGGUCUGUAGUUUUGCUGCUCCUCGAAGACGCUUCUUCUGUUGAUCUUAAUGGAUGCAAGAUAUAGUGGUGGCUGUGAGCAUGAUUUGAAAUAAAGAUCUUGGAGUAUUGCUAAUCA